CUCUCCUGGCCGCGCUCUUAACCGGGCAUUUCCCUCACAAACGCGGGCAGGCAUGCUUCAUUCUUGCAAGAGUACAUUGGUAUCCCGUCUUGAACGUCUACAUUUGAGAUUCCCGUUCACAUCCAAUCUUGGUAUAAUCGAAGUCCCAAGCUCCCCAAUUGUAGCCCACACCCGCAGCCAUGUGGAAGCCCAAGUUAAAUUUCAUAACCCUUCACUACACAUGGAUAAUUUUUUGUAGCUUACUUUCUUUUGUCAUCCUGUAUCCGUACGGUAAUUUAACCGCCGUCGAUGCUUUCUUCUUCGGAUGUAGCGGUUCAACUGAGUCCGGCCUUAACACUGUGGAUGUCAAGGACCUGAAAACCUACCAACAGGUUUACAUCUACGUGAUCCCGAUCAUUACCAAUCUCAUGUUUGUCAACAUGAUGGUCGUUGUUGCUCGCCUGUACUGGUUUCGACAACGCCUGAGAAGCAUAGCCGCCACCGAACUAGGAAAUUCCGAUGACCUGGAAGCCAAUCCUCCAUUGGAGAACGGCGAUGAAAGAACCUCACAAGCUGAAAAAUACCCCCAGAGUCAGACGGAACCCAUCCGCACUACUGAGGCAGAUGCGGAAGAGAAGCUAAACAAAGCCACGAAUCCGAGCCCUCCAGCCCGGCCAACCACCAUCACUUUCGACGAGAGCUUCUCCCAAUCACGAUCCAAGCAAGCUGAUGAAACAUUUUUGCACGUUCCUGGCCCCAGGGACCGCGACGACGGCCAGCCUAUGAUUGAAAUAGGCAAAAAUAUGGAUAAAGAUGACGAUGUUAUCCGUCCAGUUGGACCGUCGGCGACAGGAUUGUCUCGCCGAAGGUCGCAUUUCCCCGAGGGUCCUGCCAUGCGUGCCGCCCGUUCGAUGGAGAAGGUUGCCUCGUCCGUUCUUGUCCUCGGGCAAACCAAGUCUUCGGGACGCGAGUCUCGCCGAUCUGACCUCUCAACUCAGCCACGCCCGUCAGACCUUCCCAACCUAUCCCGCCAAGUCACCGUUGGACGCAACUCCCAGUUCUUUCAUCUGACCGAGCGUGAUCGUGAGCUCCUCGGCGGUAUCGAGUACAGAAGUUUGAAGCUUCUCCUCAAGAUUAUUUUUAGUUACUGCUUCGGGCUCCAUCUCCUCGGAGUUAUCUGUCUUUUGCCUUGGAUUCUGCACGCUCCUUCCAAGUAUAUAGCAUGGUUAGCGGACAACGGUCAAAGCCAGACUUGGUGGGCUUUCUAUUCUGCUCAGACCAUGGUCAACAAUCUGGGCUUUACGCUCACCCCAGACUCAAUGAUCACGUUCAGGGACGCAACGUGGCCGAUGCUCGUCAUGACAUUCCUUGCUUUUGCUGGAAACACAUGCUACCCUAUCCUUCUCCGACUGGUCAUUUGGACCAUGUCGAAGGUGGUAAGCAAGAAGUCGCCCAUGAAACAACACCUCCAGUUUCUUCUUGACCAUCCUCGAAGAUGCUACACACUUCUCUUUCCCAGCGGGCCGACGUGGAUCUUGUUUGGCAUACUCUUCAUGCUGAACUUUGUCGACGUCCUAUUGAUCAUUGUUUUGGACCUAGACAACCCUGCAGUCAACGACCUCGCGACGGGCCCUCGUAUACUAUCGGCUCUUUUCCAAGCUGCGUCAGCCAGGCACACCGGCACCUCGACUCUGAAUCUUGCUCUGGUCAACCCUGCCGUGCAGUUUAGUUUGUUGUGUAUGAUGUACAUCGCUGUCUUUCCAAUAGCCAUAAGCAUCCGUGCCUCCAAUACAUACGAAGAGAGGGCUCUUGGCGUCUACAGUGCCGACAGUCACCUUGACGAGAAUGACGGCGCUUCAUAUGUCAUGACCCACGUACGGAACCAGCUCAGCUUCGAUCUAUGGUACAUUUUCCUCGGGACGUUCUGCAUCUGUAUUGCAGAAUCCAAAAGAAUCAUGGACCUGAACGAACCAGCCUUCUCAGUGUUUCCAGUCUUCUUCGAGGUCGUCAGCGCAUAUGGCAACGUGGGGUUGUCCUUAGGACAUCCUUCCGUUAUGACAUCGCUCUGCGGAGAGUUCACGGCAUUUGGCAAGCUCGUCAUUUGCGCCAUGAUGAUUCGUGGUCGUGACCGCGGACUGCCGUAUACACUUGACCGUGCCAUCAUGCUGCCAAACGAAGGCCAGCGUCAUUCCGAUGCGUUGCAACAGGAUGGCGACGAGAAAAUGCCUAUGGAAGAAGUCUCUCGGAACCAUUUUCCCACCAAGACCAUCGGCGGUGCAUGAGUGUUGAAAUCAGAAACACGCACGCUUGGAAUUUGCUGCGUCAACGGCCCAGUGUCUUAAUUUAGACUACUCCGCUAAGACGACAGUAUUUUGUCGCAGAGCAAUGCGAGGUUUGUGCCAACCUAGUCUAUCACGACGCCUUCCGGACCGGCCUCACUCCCUGCGACUAGUUACCUGCGCAAAGUCGCCGCAUAUACUAAAUUCAUGUUAGAUAUCUAAUUAAGCUAGAUCAAGCCACUUUCAACCUCAAUAUCUCCCACUUAGUGACCCUGCUUUGUGAUAUACUAUCUUUCACAGUAGAAAAUAGAGAUAAGCAAGUGAACCUACGAUUCUGGCUAAUAAAAUUCGCUUUGGUUGAACGGGAGC
Molecule: messenger RNA, 2627 nt
Organism: Colletotrichum navitas
Lineage: Eukaryota; Fungi; Ascomycota; Sordariomycetes; Glomerellales; Glomerellaceae
Product: cation transporter
Exons: 9
Coding region: 180-2261 (693 amino acids)
Biological process (GO): intracellular potassium ion homeostasis; potassium ion import across plasma membrane
Cellular component (GO): plasma membrane
Molecular function (GO): high-affinity potassium ion transmembrane transporter activity
Source: RefSeq, a predicted model, not a curated record